ACUAAACUCAGUCCAUGGAUUCAUCCAUUCAGAUGAGACCUGUCCUUAGCGAGUCGAAAUCGCGAAGUAAUACCCCCAAUAUCUCACCUCUUUGACUCUCAACAUCAGGCUUCCACUGAAAAUAUGUCAUGGGAUUCUAAAUCGGCGUUACAUCGCCGACAGAGCAGCAAUGCCGGCGCCCCCAAAACGCUCCCUAUCCACACUCGCGAACAGUCGGAAGCAACAAUCCAGCCCAAAUCAAGCCAUGUGGCAGACGACUUUCUACAGAGCUUCUUGGACCCUUCGUUUGACCCAGCAGCGUACCUGAAUGCUACCUUACCACCGCUUCAACAUGGUAGCCACCAUUCAUCAAGAAGCAACGGCAACGGCCAGGCCGUCCUGCUGGCCGAGUUGUCCAAUGAGGCGCAAGCGCUGCUGUCCCAGCUCAACAUCCACACGACGAGGCUUUCCGGCACGUUGACCCAGUUGACGGACGACAUCCUCCGGAGCGGUAGCCGACUCGCCUAUGAAGUCGAGCUUCUCCGAGGUGAGACUCUGAGUCUUGCUGAGACGAUGAAUGAGACGCUGCAGGAGGAUAUCAAGAAGUUCGCACCGAGUGGUGUGGAUCAGGAGGCGAAGGAAGCGUCACCCAAGGCCACGGAUGAUCAAGAAAGGAGAGAAUCCGUGGGCGCCAGCAAGACUGGCGACGAUGAGGCCAUAGGCACGGAUGGCAAAGCGGAAACCUCAGAACCGCCGUACAUCAAUCAAUUGCGGACGCUGACGGUGGUCCGCUCCCGCCUCGACACCGUCAUCAAGACCUUUGGCGACGCCAUGGAAUUCGUCUUCCCACCUUCGGAGCUCUCAGUCAGCUCGUCCUUCCUCUCCGUCUCGGCGCCUGAUCCCGGCGCGGAGCAACACAGCACGGAGGAGAAGGGCCAGCAGGUGCUGCAGGGUCUGCGAGACGAGAUCUCGCAGCUGCUGACCAAGUCAGAGGAUCCCGUCAAGGGCAUCGAGAAGGCGGCGCAGCGGAUCGAGGAGCUAAAGGAGCUCAACAAGGUGUGGAAGGGCACGGCGGAGGAGAAGGGCAGGACAAAGUUCAUUGAGAGCCUGGCUAAAAUGGUGGAGGACCGGCAUCGGGAUCUCAUGAGGGAGGUUGAUCAGGCGAGCAGGAGAGAUGGGAACGAGGGGCGGGCGAGGAAGGGAAGCGUUCAUGCUGAUGCCGCGGAGACCAAGACGUAUCUUGGAGGAUACGGCUUGAUGAGCCAGCUUCAGAAGCUCAGGAAUGGUUUAUAAACAUUAUGAUCGAUCAGACCAAGCAAAUCAAGGAGCUUUACAUGCAAGCGGUGAUUCACUGGAGUCUGGGCUUCUGGGUGGCAGUGAGUGUGAGUCCUCGUAAGAUAGAGCGGCAAGUAUCCGUACGAAUACACAUAAACUCAAUAGCAUGAAGAUAGAGGAAGACAAGGUUACUAGUGAGAGGUAGAGGUCUGUUGUUAUGUAAUAUCUCACAUUAUCUCACAAUUGUUGACUGCAAGU
Messenger RNA from Colletotrichum godetiae, 1512 nucleotides. RefSeq lists its product as uncharacterized. Lineage: Eukaryota; Fungi; Ascomycota; Sordariomycetes; Glomerellales; Glomerellaceae. The record is from RefSeq and is a predicted model, not a curated record. The transcript has a single exon. Bases 124 to 1272 code for a protein of 382 amino acids.